AUGAUACCGUCCCUCCCAAGGAGAGCCACCAGCCCUUCGAACGCCGCCGCCCCCUUCCGCUGCCUCUUACUCCUCCGCCGCCGCCGGCUCUCCACAGCCUCGUCGGAGGACUCGCCAUGGUAUCCCGUCCUCCGCCGAGCGGCCUUCGCCGGCGACCUGCGCCGCCUCCGGGAAGCCCACGCGAGGAUCGUCAUCUCCGGGAGCUCUCGGGACCGCUUCAUCGCCAACAAUCUCAUCGCCGGCUACGCCAAGUGCGGCUGCGUCGCCGGCGCGCGGCGGACCUUCGAGGCGACGGCGCCGGCUCACCGGGACGUCGUCACCUACAACUCCCUCCUCUCCGCCUACGCCCUCCACGGCCGGGCUGAAGAUGGGUUUCUCCUCUUCCGCCGUAUGCUCCUUUCCUCUCCGGCCGAGGUCGUUCCCACAGCCCUCUCCUUUACUCCCCUCCUCAAACUGUGCUCCUCCCCCGAGUUCCUCCCCUCAUCUCAGAUCCUCCACUGCUGCGCCAUCAAGCACGGCCUGCAGUGCGACCCUCUGGUCUCCAGCGCACUCAUCGGCGUCUACUGCAAGUUCGGACGUGCAGAGGACGCAAGCCGCCUGUUCGACGUAAUGGACGAGAGAGACGGCGUGCUCUACAACAUCAUGAUUAGGGCGUAUUCUCAGAAGGGCUUGGCGGAGGACGCGUUCCUCACGUUCGCAGAGCUUCAGCGGAGCGGGCUUCUCCCCAACGAGAGCAGCUUCCACCAUCUCCUCGGCGGAAGGCUGUCGGACAGAGAUUCAGACCAGGUUAGGGCUCUUGGGAUUAAGCUCAAUAUACUCGGUGGCCCCGCGGAUGCGAUCUCCUCCAACAGGGUAAUCUCCGAGCACCUCAGAGCCGGGGAGAACGACGCUGUCGUGGAUCAUUUCAUGGAGAUGAGGAGGUCCGGUGCGGGCUGUGAUCAUGUGACCUUCGUCGUUCUUCUCAGUGCUCUGGCAUGCUCGGAGAGCUUCGACCUGGGGGAGCAAGCCCACGGACUGAUUCUGAAGAUGGGAUUCCUCGCCGGCGUCUCCGUCUCCAACAGCCUGAUCCACAUGUACGGGAAGAUGGGCUCCGCUCGUAGCGCGCUGGCAUUGUUUGACGAAAUGCCCCAGAGGGACCUAAUCUCGUGGAACUCUCUCAUCUCUUGCUUCGUCCAGCACUCUCUGGUUCGAGACUCCCUCUGCAAGUUUCUUGAGAUGCAGAGAACUGGGUUGACUCCGGAUCAGUUCACGCUGUCCAGCGUCCUCCGUGCCACCUCCACGGUCUCCACCAGCCCCCCGUUCCAUCCCCAGGUCCAUGCCGCCGCCAUGAAAGCUGGUCUGGACGGGGACAUCUUCGUCCUCACUGCGCUAAUCCACGCCUACACCAAUCAGGGGAGCAUGCCCGAGGCUCAUCUUCUCCACAGCCGCCUCUCCUCCUUCGACUUGGCCUCCUUCAACGCUCUGAUGCGCGGCUACGUCGCCAACAACGAGAGCUCCAGGGCGCUGCAACUCUUCGCCGCAGCUCUCGCGGCCGGCGAGAGCUCCGAUCCGUUCACCCUCGCCACCGCCCUGAAAGCUUGCAGCAACUCGGGGGCCUUCUCGAAGGGGAGACAACUCCAUGCCCACGCCGUGAAGCUCGCCCUCGACGGCGACAUCUGCGUCGGCUCCGCGAUGGUGGACGCUUACCUGAAGAGCGGAGAUCUCUCCGGCGCGUUCUCCGUCUUCUCCGGCAUCUCCGAGCCCGACAACGUCGCCUGGACGGCAAUGAUCGCCGGCUGCGUGGAGAACGGCGACGAAGACCGCGCCCUCCGUCUGUACAGCCGCAUGAGGAGGAGCUCCAACGUCCUCCCCGACGAGUUCACCAUGGCGUCUCUGAUCAAGGCCUGCUCCUGCUUGACGGCGCUGGAGAAGGGCCGGCAGAUUCACGCUAUUAUCAUCAAGAUGGAUCACGGGUUCGACCCGUUUGUGGUGACCUCGACGAUCGACAUGUACGCCAAGUGCGGGAACGUGGAGGAGGCCUACCAGCUCUUCCAGAGGACGGAUCCCCAGGCGGCGGCGGCUUGGAACGCCAUUAUUCUGGGCUUCGCUCAGCACGGGAAUGGAGCAGAAGCUCUGGAGCUCUUCCGGAGUAUGCGGCGGCGGGGUCUGCCCCCCGACAAGAUCACCUUUGUGGGCGUGCUGUCCGCUUGCAGCCAUGCCGGUCUGGUGGCGGAAGCUCGCGAGUUCAUGGCCUCCAUGCGCAGGGAUUUCAACAUCCAGCCGGAGAUUGAGCAUUAUUCCUGCAUGGUGGACGCCCUAGGAAGGGCGGGGCUGCUCGAGGAGGCGGUGGCGGUGAUGAAGGAGAUGCCCUUCCCGGCGUCGGCUGCCAUGUGCCGGGCCCUGCUCGGGGCCUGCCGGAGCAGAGGCGCCGGCGAGAUCGGCAGAUGGGCGGCGAACAAGCUCCUCCAUUUGGACCCGCUGGAUUCGUCCGCCUACGUGUUGCUGGCGAACAUCUACGCCGCCGCCGGCCGGUGGGAUGCGGCGGCGGAAGCGAGGAAGAGGAUGAGGAGCAGGAAGGUGAGGAAGGACCCAGGGUACAGCUGGUUGGAGGUGAGGAACAGGAUGCACUUGUUCCUGGUCGACGACAGGUCUCAUCCCGACGGCGCCGCUAUCGCCGCCGAGGUUGAGGCCCUGAUGAAGAGGAUCAAGGAGGAAGGGUACUCGCCGGAGGUGGAGUCCGUUCUCCUGGACGUGGAGAGGGAGGAGAAGGAGCGGUCGCUGUACUUCCACAGCGAGAGGCUGGCCAUCGCAUACGGCCUCAUGUCCGUGCCUUCCCCGCAGAGGAUCAGAGUCAUCAAGAACCUCCGCGUCUGCAACGACUGCCACAACGCCGUCAAGCUCAUCUCCAAGGUCACCGGGCGGGAGAUCCUCCUCCGGGACGCCAACCGGUUCCACCGCUUCCUCGGCGGCCGCUGCUCCUGCGGCGACUACUGGUGA
Spirodela intermedia is the source of this 2976-nucleotide messenger RNA. Lineage: Eukaryota; Viridiplantae; Streptophyta; Magnoliopsida; Alismatales; Araceae. The record is from the annotation of a GenBank genome assembly.